UCAAUGUAGCUUGUUACCCAAGUUUCAUGUUUCAUGAAACGGAAAUCUGAAAAAAGGAAAAUAAAUCAACYACUCGCUUCACAGGUUCAAAUCAACCAGAGACCUAAAGAGAAAACUACUGCAAAGGAAUUGAACAUGUCAAGAAAAAUCAGCUUCUGUGUAGCUGCGUGCCUUAUUCUGACCUUGGUGUUUGCUGCACGGAGAAGUCUAAACUCCAUCACUGAUCUGAUYGACUGCCACCUCUCUGAGCACACAAACAUUUUAGAGCUGCUACACUGGUUUGCCAAUGAAGUCGACAUUGAUAACCACAUCCGACUUACCUUUGACCCUGCCUCUGAUUAUGGCUCACAUCAUUAUGGAAAUUUUGAAUACAUGCUAGAUCAGCUGCCUUGGGGGUACCAAUACUACACAAUUGGUAAUAUUUAUGAAGAUGAUUCCGACGCCCUUCCAUCCUACGUAAGAAAUCCCCACAGGAAUAUUGACGACAACAACAAAGCUCGGAUCAUAAUCAGGGUGAAAGAAGGACACUCGGGACCUCACCCUGGACAGAUAAUAGACCAGGUGUACAUCACUCAGCACUCCGAUGAAGGGACCAAUUAUGAUCCAGCUAACACAUACAGAAUCACACCCAGCCUUUUACACGCAAUCAGACGGAGAAACAUUACUGAAAUCCAACAACUUGCCAGACGGUCCCACAGAGAGAACGCUUCUACCCGUCCACCAGGACAUCCCACUCGAUAUGUCCACGAAGCUCGAUAUAAGCCAAGUACAGAAAACAAUGAUGACUUCCUGUCGAGAUUCUGCUUUGCCAUUCUUGUGAUCAUCGUUAUUUUUGCUUUGAACGUAUGUCUUCAGAAUUGCUUCAAAUAAGACAAUAUUUCCAGACAUUGAGCAGAACUGUAAAUGUGUUUUGCAAAGGGAAAAAAAGGCGGAAGAUCCUAAACCCAAAUAAAGAAAAGUGUGCGUAAA
Molecule: messenger RNA, 969 nt
Organism: Poecilia reticulata (guppy)
Lineage: Eukaryota; Metazoa; Chordata; Actinopteri; Cyprinodontiformes; Poeciliidae
Source: RefSeq, a predicted model, not a curated record